Molecule: messenger RNA, 1524 nt
Organism: Caenorhabditis elegans
Lineage: Eukaryota; Metazoa; Nematoda; Chromadorea; Rhabditida; Rhabditidae
Source: the annotation of a RefSeq genome assembly
AUGUUACUACUAAAGUCAUGUAAUAUAUUUAAAUACAAAAAUUCCACAAUUACUGAGACUAUUCUAAUAACUGUUAUUUCAGAAAGUAUAAUAGCUCAAUACCCUGAAUUACCCUGAAUACCCUGAAUUCAAUAGUUGUGGACAAUGGCACAGGGUUCAUCAAAGCAGGCGUUGCAGACGGUAAAGAAAUUUGUGUCAUACCAACAGUUUUUGGAUGGAAACGCUAUGAAUAUGAAUCCAAAAAAGAAAACAAAGACGAGUUCGUCGGAGAUCAAAGUCAAAAAAUAAGAGGUUACAUUUAAAAAUUUGAUAGUGCCUAUAACUUUUUUUCUUAGAUAUUAUCGAAACUCGGAACCCAAUCGAACACGGGAUCAUCACACAUUGGGAUGAUAUGGAAUUCAUUUGGUCUCACAUUUUCCAUGAAGCAAUUGGUAUUGUUCCAAAACAACACAGCGUUCUUCAAACAGACACAAUUUCAAAUCCGCGUGAAAAUCGGGAAAAAUGAUUGAGAUCAUGUUUGAAUCGUUUGAUUUUGCCGCGAUGUGUAUGGAAAUUCAAGAUGUUCUUGCUUUGAAAGCUGCUGGGAACCUAAUUGAUGGAACUGUUCUCAACGUUGGAGAGACGGAUUACCGCGUGGUUCCAAUUUACAAUGGACGUUGCAUCCAGGACGCAGUCCGUAAAUUGAACAUUGGCAGUCGCCAGCUGGCCCAGUAUCUGAUGCAAAUGAUCAAUGAUUCGAAACAUAUUUCAUCGCCUACUAUUGGUCUUGUACCUGCUCAUGAUAUCAAAAAACAAAUGUGCCAUGUUUCACUAAACUUUGAAAACGAGCUGGGCAUAGUUUCAAAAGUGACGACAUUUCGCAUAUCCACCUUCACACUUCCGUGUGGGAAAUUUAUUGAAAUCGGGGACGAACGUUUCCGGUGCCCGGAGGCCCUUUUUCAGGUAUAAUUGCUCACAUGUAAACUAGUUGACAUAUUUAUUUAAAACCUUCUCUACUUGAUAUGGAUGACUCUGGAGUUCACGAAAUGCUCGUAGACUCAAUUUAUAAAUGCGAGAGUUCUAUCCGCAAAACUCUUUUCUCGAAUAUUAUUUUGUCUGGAUCUACGACGUUGAUUCCCGGCUUUGAGCAGCGAUUAGUGAGAGAGACGUCAGCCCUUGUUCCAUCGUAAGUUGAACAUUAUCCUAUCAACACGCUUGUAGACUUGCUAUCAUUUUCCAGAGUCUAUGGGGUGAACGUUAUGGCUCCAGAAGAUCGGAAUUAUUCUGUAUGGGCCGGUGGUGUUAUGCUUGCCAAGUCCCCUUCUUUUGAAAAAAUGUGCAUCACCAAACGGGAUUAUGAAGAGUUCGGCGCAUCCAUUGUACACCGUAAAUACUCUUAAAACGUUUUUUUUUUUCAAUUCCAUGUAUUAAUUUUUCGUCAUUAUUCGUUUGUUUUAAAAUUUAAAAAAUUGAAUCGUGCAAGGCAGUUACGAAAUAAAUCAAUUGAACAAUUACUCUUCACACUUCACACAUUCCUCCUGUUAG